AUGGAAGAAGACAAAGCCGCGGCUUACUACGACGAGCUCAGCCGUAAGGGCGGAGGUGCCGCCCGCUUCAAACAGGGGCUCGGCUUCUCUGCCGCCCCCGACGACGAUCAUCCUGCUCCUUCAAGAGGCUCCGCGCUUCCUACAUCUUCUUCAUUUCUCAGCAACUUCGUCAGAGCCUCCAGCCCCGCCCAAUCCUCCAAGCUCGAGAAGGAAGCGCAGCUCCAAUCAGUUCAGAACAAGUUGAAAAAGACUUCUAAUAAGGAAGAGCCAUUGUUGGCUAGGGAUUCGGACAGGAGUACCAGAGUCAGAGAGUCGAGCUCGAGCCAUCGGCGUCGGUCCAGGAGUAGAGAGAAGGAUAGUCGAAGAGAUGGAGAUCGACAUUCCAGGAGACGAAGUAGGAGUAGAAGCAGAAGCAGGGAACGGUAUCGGGACAGAGACAGGUACAGAGAGAGGCGGAAUAGGAAAAGGAGUAGAAGCCGGAGCCGUUCACCGCGGAAGGAGAGGAGAUCUGAGAGACGGAGUCGGAGCCGAAGUUUUUCGCCUCAUCGGGAGGGGAAGAGGUCGGAGAAGAGCAGACGAGAAGACGUUGCAAGGGAUGGAAAAGGGAAGGAGAAGAAUGUUGCUGUAGACUAUUCGCGGUUGAUUGAAGGUUAUGACAAAAUGACACAGGCUGAAAGAGUGAAAGCACGAAUGAAGUUCCAGCUUAGUGACACUGCUGAAAAGGAUACAAAAAAAGGCAGCUCAGGUUGGGAGAGGUUUGAGUUUGACCAAGAUGCUCCCCUUGAUGAUGAAGAAGUUGAAGCUGCGGAGGAUGAUACAGCAUUAGUCAAGCACAUUGGUCAGAGCUUUCGAUUCUCUGCCGUGGAGGCAAAAAGGGAGGAGCGGAUUAGAACUGCUCAUGAUGAAGCCAUGUUUGGAGCUCCUCUUCCAGUUUCCUUUGAUUCAGACAGUGACCCUCCGUUGGAGGAGAAGAAAAAGGAGAUGAAUAAGCCUGAACUUUCCACUAGUCUCUUGAGUGAGAAGGUGCUUGCAAAACAACAAGGUUCUUGGCGUGAUCGUGCUGGGAAGCUAAAAACAGAGAAUUAA
This is a messenger RNA of Linum trigynum, 1086 nucleotides long. NCBI's taxonomy places the organism in Eukaryota, Viridiplantae, Streptophyta, Magnoliopsida, Malpighiales, Linaceae. The record is from the annotation of a GenBank genome assembly.